Ziziphus jujuba (common jujube) is the source of this 2501-nucleotide messenger RNA. Its product is annotated as acyl-coenzyme A oxidase 2, peroxisomal. Gene Ontology annotation, biological process: lipid homeostasis; fatty acid beta-oxidation using acyl-CoA oxidase. The transcript has 7 exons. The record is from RefSeq and is a predicted model, not a curated record. Lineage: Eukaryota; Viridiplantae; Streptophyta; Magnoliopsida; Rosales; Rhamnaceae. Gene Ontology annotation, cellular component: peroxisome. The coding region runs from base 60 to 2129 and encodes 689 amino acids. Gene Ontology annotation, molecular function: fatty acid binding; acyl-CoA oxidase activity; FAD binding.
UUUCCUUUCAGAGCUCUCGCCAGAGACCGCUUUGCCCAUCCAUUAUUCCCUCUUUCUCAAUGCAAGGACAAGACUCAAAUCCGACGGCCGGAGACGACCACAGGCUCGCCGUCCGGCGAAUCCAACGGCUCUCCCUCCACCUCACUCCGAUUCCUCGCUCCCUCUGCGACUCCGAUGAGCUCCAGAUGCUAAGAUGCUCCAGGGGAACACCGAAGCUCGUAGUGGAGACUUCGAAUCUCUCGGAUUACAUGAGGGGCAAAAACAGAGAGAUUCAAGAAAGGAUUUACGAAUACUUCAAUUCUAAGCCUGAGCUUCAGACUCCGCUCGAGAUCUCCAAGGACGAUCACCGUGAGCUCUGUAUGAGACAGCUUGUUGGUUUGGUCAGGGAGGCUGGGAUUAGGCCCUUCAGGUAUGUCGUUGAUGAACCCGCUAAGUAUUUCGCUGUUUUGGAAGCUGUUGGGAGCGUCGACAUGUCGCUUGGGAUUAAGACAGGGGUUCAGUACAGCCUAUGGGGAGGCUCAGUGGUCAAUUUAGGAACUAAGAAACAUAGGGAUAAGUACUAUGAUGGUAUUGACAGUUUGGAGUAUCCAGGUUGUUUUGCUAUGACAGAACUCCAUCAUGGUUCAAAUGUUCAAGGCCUCCAAACAACAGCAACAUUUGAUCCACUUGCAAAUGAAUUUAUAAUCAACACUCCAAAUGAUGGAGCCAUCAAAUGGUGGAUUGGCAAUGCUGCUGUUCAUGGAAAGUUUGCCACUGUUUUUGCCAAGCUAUUGUUGCCCACUCAUGAUAUAAAAGGAGUUUCUGAUAUGGGUGUCCAUGCCUUCAUUGUGCCAAUAAGGGAUUUGAAGACUCACCAAACUCUUCCUGGGGUUGAGAUACAUGAUUGUGGUCAGAAGGUUGGUUUAAAUGGAGUGGAUAAUGGAGCUUUGAAAUUCAGUUCGGUAAGAAUUCCUCGAGACAACCUUCUUAAUCGGUUUGGAGAUGUUUCGAGGGAUGGCAAAUACACAAGUAGUCUCCCAACCAAAAAUAAAAGAUUUGCUGCCAUGCUAGGGGAGCUUGUAGGUGGGAGAGUUGGCCUUGCAUAUUCUUCAGUUGGUGUCCUCAAGAUUUCCACCACUAUUGCAAUCCGGUAUUCUUUAUUGCGCCAGCAGUUUGGUCCUCCUAAGCAACCUGAAAUCAGUAUACUUGAUUAUCAGUCUCACCAGCACAAGCUUAUGCCAAUGCUGGCUUCAACUUAUGCGUUCCAUUUUGCCACAGUACAUUUGGUGGACAAUUAUUCAGAAAUGAAAAGGUCUCAUGAUGAAGAAUUGAUUGCAGAUGUUCAUGUGCUUUCAGCUGGCCUCAAGGCUUAUGUGACAUCCUAUACAGCAAAGGCAUUGAGCAUCUGUAGGGAAGCUUGUGGAGGCCAUGGGUAUGCUGCUGUUAACCGCUUUGGUAUUUUGCGCAAUGAUCAUGACAUAUUCCAGACAUUUGAAGGGGACAACACAGUUCUGCUUCAACAGGUAGCGGCUGAUUUGUUGAAGCAAUACAAGGAGAAGUUCCAAGGUGGGAGGUUCACAGUUACAUGGAACUAUCUAAGAGAAUCCAUGAACGCGUAUCUGUCCCAACCAAAUCCUGUAACUGCUCGAUGGGAAAGUGAAGACCAUCUGCGAGAUCCAAAAUUCCAGUUGGAUGCCUUCAGAUACCGAACAUCUCGUCUGCUUCAAAGUGUUGCUGUGCGACUACGCAAGCACUCAAAAACUCUAGGGGGUUUUGGUGCUUGGAAUAGGUGCUUGAAUCACCUGCUGACACUUGCAGAAUCCCAUAUUGAAUCUGUCAUCCUUUCCAAGUUUAUUGAAGCUGUAGAGAUCUGUCCUGAUGAAAAUUCGCGGGCUGCUCUGAAACUUGUUUGUGAUCUUUAUGCCUUGGAUCGAAUCUGGAAAGACAUAGGAACAUAUCGUAAUGUUGAUUAUGUGGCGCCCAACAAAGCUAAGGCAAUCCACAAACUAACUGAGUACCUGAGCUUCCAAGUGAGGAAUAUUGCGAGGGAACUUGUGGAUACAUUCGAUCUUCCAGAUCAUGUUACAAAAGCCCCAAUUGCAAUGAAGUCGGAAGCUUACUCUCAUUACACGCAGUAUGUGGGGUUUUAGUACUGAAAACAUAUAUACAAAAAAGCAGCAAAAAAAGUACGUCUUUGAAAUAAAGUUGGACAACAAAUUAAUGAAAAACAAGGACAGUGAGAAAAUGUGAUAUUACUCCUAUACCAAAGUCGAUGAUAGGAACUUUCUUUUGCUACCAUUCCUUUUCUCUUGUUCAGUUCUUUAUUAUUACAUAUUUUCUGAUUCCCGAUAUAAAGAAUUGUUGAAAGUUGGUGGGUCCAAGGUGAUGUCUUUGGCGUUAGUACCACAUAGAUAGAUACUUGGGGUGAAAAUUUAAAAGAAGUGUAUAACUUGUACUGAUAUUUGUAAAAUGCAUCAAAUAACAAUUUAAUCAAAAGGCAGUUUGUUCUUUGUACUCUAAAA